This is a messenger RNA of Rotaria sordida, 750 nucleotides long. The record is from the annotation of a GenBank genome assembly. NCBI's taxonomy places the organism in Eukaryota, Metazoa, Rotifera, Eurotatoria, Philodinida, Philodinidae.
AUGAGUUCAUACAUCAAUCGAUAUAGUAUCGGUCAUGCCAAAUUGAUGAACAUUAAAAACGAACUACCUAUGUCAUCAUCUGCUAUGAAUUGGGCCACUGCCCUAUUUUUUCUUUCCUAUUCGAUCUUUGAAAUUCCAAGCACUCUACUUCUGCGCUUUUUGGGUCCGACUCGUUAUCUAUCGUUGAGUCUGAUUUUAUGGGGUGGCCUCACUAUUGGUAUGGCUUUUGCGAAAAAUUCUCAACAACUGCUAAUUGUUCGCUUUCUUCUCGGCAUGGUUCAAUCUGGCUUUUUUACUGGUACUGUCAUUUAUUUCUCUUUGUGGUAUUGCAAAAAAGAACAGACUAUGAGAUUUGCUAUUUUGUUUGGAGCAGUCUUUGCUGCUGGUGUUUUAGAUGGAAUUCUAGUAUAUGGUAUCAGUCAUAUGAAAGAUAUUGGCGGUCUGAAGAAUUGGCGAUGGUUGUUUUUACUUGAAGGCUUGCCAAUCAUUCCACUCGGUGUUAUGACCUAUCUUUUUCUUGGCAGUAUACCCGAUACUGUUCAAUGGCUGGAUAAUUGUGAAAAACAGUUAUUAACGAAUCUUCUUCUAGAAGAUGCGGGUUUAGCCAAUAGUAUGGGUCAAAUGGGCGGAGCUAUAGCGCCUCUGCUAGAAAAUGAUCGAAGAAUUUAUUUAUCACCGGACAAGUAUGAACAAGAAGCAGCUAUCAUAGAACCCUGUGAUUGGCAUCCAGACAUACGCUAUGUGUUGUAG